CAGCCUGCAUUCACCACACAUCCUAAAAAUCCUGAAAUAUUCAGGGAAGGGGGAAGUAUAACCUUUUCAAGUGAUGCAAAUGGCAUUCCUGAACCAACAUUUUCUUGGACCAAGGACUGGUCUGAGGUAACUGCCGACGAUAGAAUCAGUUUAUCAGCAGAUAACAAACAACUGAGUCUUACAAAUGUGAAUAGGACAGACAGUGGAGAAUACAGAUGUGUGGCUACCAACAGUGUGAGGACAGUUUACUCAGAUGCUGCUACAUUAACAGUGCAUUGUAAGAAAACUUUUACUCACUUUUUACUUGAACCCAAUUGAAAAAUCCUAUAGCGCUAAGUAAACAUUCUUUUACAUUCCUUCCACUGCUCCUAUCCUGGAUUAUCUCAGUUACUUCAUAUGAGCACUGCCUUUCAAAAAAAGGGCUUGUCAGGUGCUCCUCUGACUUGAUUACCUUUCAGUAUUCUUUUAUUCAGAAUCGAAAAAGUUGUACAAUGCUAGAAAACACAAUUAUUCUGUAUUUGUGUUUUUUUUGCUAAUCAAAGGAGCCCUGCUUAUUUCUAUAUUCAUAUUAAUAUCUUGAUAUGAGAAGUGUCUACAUAUGUAACUCAAGUAAACUCAGUUUCUUGUACAUAGUCUUGGACUAGUGUCCAGAGUACUGCUAAGGUAAACACUGAUGCUGUCAAUCAAUAGAUUGACUGUGAUUAUAGAGUAUCUCAGUAUCACGUUUACCUCUAAAAGACUUAUUUUCUUUUGUCAACACAUAUAGCAGUCCACGCUUGGAAAUUUUUGUGCCAAUUUUGGCCAAGUUUUGUGUCCCCAGUUUCCAGUCCCUAAUUAGCAGUUCUAUAGCGCGGUCAUUUGGCAGCCAUUUUCGCUCAAGAGUCCUGGUCAGAAUUUGGCCAUUUGCGGAGGAAUGGGUACUAGGGGAGUUUUUCCCACUCAAAAACAAAUUUCUACAGGCUUUAAGCUUUCUGUUGAUAUGCGAUUUGCAUGCGUUUACAUCUUUCUUCGGCAAAAUUUUCCCUUGUACUUUUACUCUCUGUUUCACGCACACUGAGUUCUCAGUCCUUCAAGAAAAAUUGAGUAUUUUUGUCGAAAAUUUUCUCGCUGGGAAACGUAUUAUUGCCAGGUAUGUUAUCGUAAACAGAAGACCUGAAACCUCGGCUGUGUUUUCCUCGUUUUGGUUUUUUACCGGAUGCCUCUGCUUCUUAGAGAUUUUUGCGUUUAUAUGGUUCGCUGAGCGGUUUACAUGGGGAGCAAGUCACGAAGAAAGAGCACUACAUCGAAUAAAUGCAAGUCAAAUUUUCCUGUUGGGGAGCUCAGUAAGCGGAGGGCUACUCUUCGAGCGGAGUACCUUUCGAAAUCAAAGGAAAUUUGUACCUUAAAAAAAGGCUUCAGCGACUCAAGAAUAAGGUAAGUUUAGCUUGAAAAAGGUUUUUUUAGUGAAAGGAGAGGACUACCGUGUGGCACGAAAAUUUUGCGGGUUCUUAUUUUUGCGAUUUUUCCAUCGAUCCGCUAAAAUUUACUUCAGAGUAAAUGUUCUCUAAGUUAAAUUCGCUACAUUCAUUUCGUACAGAAGAAGUGGGAAGAAGUUGAUAAAAUAUCAAGCAAACUCAUCUUGUGUGAUCAUGUCCGCAAUUCUCAUGACCACUCUGUUUAACAAAGUAUUUAUAUUACAAGGAGAAAUUUGAUGCUGAUCAUUCAUAGGGCUUAAAGGGUUAACUUAUGUUCUUGGACUUUCAGAAAACUCGCAUAAAAGAAAAUGUUGAUUUGGUAAAAGUUGAUCUUCCCGCUGUCAAGACUAAAAGAAGGUUAGUUUUUGAAGUGACAGCUAACACAUCCACUCUAAGAAAAAAAAAAGUCCAACUGUGCUCACUGAUGAGGGAAAGCUAAACGUGCCGCAGCGAAGUGCCAGCAGAAGACAACUUGAAACGUUGGUUGCAGCAACAGAGGUAAAUGGCGGAUCUGUUGAAGACAGGUCCCCAGCCUUGGAUGGCAUGUUUUCUACACUGACUAAAUAUGCGAAGACAGCAGCUCUAUCUAAAUACUUUUCUUCAUCAAAAAAGAUGAGAAAAGCUAGUCUAGCAGUAAUAAAACCUCAGGUUAAGCAGUAUGAGCAAAGUGAUCAUAAUGUCAUUCGUUCACUUUCUAUGCUUUAUGCAGGAGGAUUGAUGGAAAAGGUAAAAUAUGAACAAACAAGAUCAGCUCUUGUUAUGAAGAAUACUAAGAAACACACCAAGAAACUAGGUUCUGUGUCAAAAGAAAGAGUUUUGUUUGGUAUGGGUAUCCCAUUCCUAAACUCCUUCCCUAUCGGUUGUUGAUGAAAAAAAUUGAAGAAAUUGACGUUGGGGAAUUUUAUUCAAUAAGGGAAACCCUAUGCCACGAUCUUCCACCUGAUCAGCAGGUUGAUGGGGUCUGUAGAAACCUGGAGAACUUUUUACUUCUGCUGGCCAAGUUCUGUUUUGAGACUGAUCAGUACAGGAAACCUGGGGAUAAGCUGGUGUGGUUCAGUGAGAGGGAGGGAGCAUUUAAGGUUGCCAUAGGGGGUGAUGGGGCUCCUUUUGGGAAAUGGGAUCAAUCUAUGUCAUGGCUGAUACGUUUUUUGAAUGUGGGGCCCAGGGUAGCUAGUCCCAGUGACAAUUUUUUGCUUUUUGGAGCUAAUUGUAAGGAGGACCACAUGGUUGUUUCUCGUUUUACAGUGAAACUUGCUACAGACAUGGAAAAAAUAGAGAGCAAAUCUUACACAGUAUUGGGUAAGAAUGUCACCUUUUCUUUUGAUCUCCUGCCAGGAGAUAUGAAACUCCUUGCAUAUAUAAAUGGGGAAUUAAGUAAUGUGGCUAAAUAUUUUUCUAGCUUUGCUAAUGUCUCCAAAGAUGACUGUAAUGCACUGAAUGGGAAGUAUGGAGAAUCUCAUGAUUGUAAGUGGAAGCCUUGGCAGCAUGCAGAAAGAAUCAAUGUUGCAAAACAGGUUGAAGAUUUCAAGAAAAAAAGUACCUAGUCAUUUAGCAGUAUCAACAAAGAGAUCCAAAGUAACUCAAUUUAUUGCUGUAAAAAAAAUUCAGACAAGAAUUCAAACCAUUGAUUGGUAAGCUAUGUGACAAGGAAGUUGUUGAACCACUUCACCUUAAGAAUAAUGGUGUCCAACAUUUUCAUGCAAUGUUACUUGAUCUCGCUAUUUCUGUAAGUAACCUCCCCAAAAAAUUAAAUAGCCUUGAUGAUUUGACCUCCAAUUUGGCAAUGUCCAGGUAUUUAAAGGCCAUGGAACAAGAUGUUAAAGCAGGGAGAAUGAAAAAACAACUAGGUAGGUGGCUCCUUGAGGAUAGAGCUAAAAAUAAAGACUUCACUUACAGGUUAACUGGUAAAGAUUCGCGCCUAAUCUUGCAUGGCUUUAUGUAUCUAGUGAAAGCAAUUCAGGGUGACUCAAAUGAUCCCAAGUUGAUAAUGCGACUUCUGCCAAUUGUCUUCAUUGGUAUUCGACUCAGGGUUUUUAGGUAUGGUAAUAAAGAUGAAACAAAGGAAAAAUAAAAAUUACUUGAGAUAAAAAAAACUAACUACAACAUAUAUAUAUAUAUAUAUAUAUAUAUGUGUUGCUACCUCAACUCAUUAGUAACUGUAUAGAAAACACUGUUCCCUCUUCAAUGAUGAAGGAUACCAAAGGCAUUCCAAUGGCCAUAAUGGAAUUUCAAUUCCAACAUUUCUUCUUUAUAUUUAUAUUUCAUAAUUCCAUUCUUCCUUUCAUCAACAAUGAGUUCACUUCCCCUUUUCCAACUCCUAGCUUCUUUGUGAAUCCUUGGCAGUCCUCAAAUUCAUUAAAUAAGGCACACAGUCUUUUCAUACUUGAGAAUGUUAUUGUGACUGAAUAAGGCUGCUCCAAAACAUCUACACCAAAACGUGUAAGAUUUACAACCCCUUUAUUCAAUAAAUUGAACACUUCCUGUGGCAUCGGGACGUCAAAACAAAUCAUCCAAGGAUGGAUUUUACUCAUCCGCGGACUAAGUCGGCGAUAAAUGCCAUUCUUAGCACGUAUCAUUGUGCGCUCCAACAUGGAAGAUAUGGGACAAAUUUCAUGCUGAUAUCGAUCCCGAAGGGGACCGUAUUUUCCCUUCACAACAGCCUCGGCCACUUUCCCUAGCACUUGAAAAGUUUGAUCUAGAUCUCUCAGCUUAUGUACAUUUGAAAUCCGCCGGGAAAAAUUCGACUUCUGGCGAUUUAAUGCUCCUUUAAUGCCACUAAUAACUUCCACUUGGUCAGGUUCCCUUUGAGCCGCCAUUUUUUUUUUUUGAUUCACAUGGACCCAAUCCUCCGCGCGGCCGCGAAAAGUUGGCCGAAUUUUAGGUCAAAAUUUCCAAGCGUGGUCUGUUAUCUAAGUUUUGUUUUGCCAGUGUGUCUUAAGAUCAUUGAAGUACAUCCUUAACUUCAGUCCCAGUGUUCUACCUAAAUUUUAGCUCAGCAGGUAAUGGACCAAUCCUGGCCGGUUAGGCAAAAAAUAUGCGCCAGAGGCACAAUUUCCUGCGAGAGGAAGGGGGGGUUAGUGGAGUGAGGAACAUUGACCCCCCUUGCAGGAAAAUUUUGGAGCUAAGUUCUCUGAAACGUCAUUCCCUUAUUUUAAGACCUAAAUUUACUUAAUGCGAAUCAAACUGUUGUAAUAUUUAGACAACAUUUUAAAACGUUUGAUUCCAAUAGUUUUACCACUGCCUUGAAUGUUCUCUUUCUAAAAACAAAGGCUGCGGUAUACUUUAUUACUUUUCAAUAUACCGGUAUUCAUUCAUUCCUUGUGAGAAUCGGAUGGGAUCACAACUUGCUUUAUUUUUUAAAACAACUAAUUUGAUGUGAGUAAACUUCCAAGCAGUUUUAGGCGGUAAGAAGUGUUGCUUUAAGCUGUAAAAUUUACCGGUUACUAACUGAUAAGGAGAACACUUUAGUCCUUAGUUAUUUUGUAAUUAGAUAUUAAACUGGAAAUGUACUUCACUCUCUUAGGAGGGUGCAUUUAUUUAUUAAUUUCUUAUCACAGAUCAGCCUGAAUUUACAGCACACCCACAGAGUCAGACACUGGUGCAAGGAUCAAGUGUAGCCCUUUCAAGUGAUGCAAAUGGUGUUCCUGAACCAACAUUUUCUUGGACCAAAGAUGGAUCUGCUGUAACUGCCGACAAUAGAAUCAGUUUAUCAGCAGAUAACAAAAACCUGAGUAUUACAAAUGUUAAUAGUACAGACAGUGGAGAAUAUAGAUCUGUGGCUGCCAACAGUGUGGGCACAGUUAACUCCAAUGCUGCUAUGUUAACAGUACAUUGUAAGAAAACAUUUACUAACUUUUUACUUAAACCCAAUUGUGCAAUCCUGUAGCACUAAAUAACCAUCGUUUUACACACCCUCCACUGCUACUUUCCUGGAUUAUCGUGUGGCACGAAAUUUUUGCGGGUUCUGAUUUUUACGAUUUUUCCAGCGAUCCGCAAAAAUAAGUUCCCGCAAAUAACAAUUACCUCAAACACUUUUCCCGCAAAAAUUUACUCCGGAGUAAAUUUUCUCUAACUUAAAUUCGCUACACAAAAAUAUAGUACUAAGAAAUUGUGUCUGUUAAAUUACAUAGGGUACGAAUAGCGUAGUACUGUUUAGAAAUAAUAUUUCUUUUCCACGUACUUAACAAAAACGAAAAUAUUAUCAAUGCUGGGCACUGGGUACUUUCUGAAAAUCGCAAAAAUUAAUUCCCAGCAAGAAAAACCAGUUUGUUUUAGUCGCAAAAAUUAGUUCCCGCAAAACACAAAAAAUGGCCAAUCUGCCAAAAUAAACUCCCACAUAAAUUUCGUGCCACACUGUAUCUCAGUCACUCCAUAUGAGCACAGCCGAUCUUCCGUAACAUAGAGGAAAGAAAAAAGGGCCUCUACUUUGAUUACCUUUCGCUUUUCUUUUAUACAAAAUCAAAAAAGUUGUGCAAUGCUAGAAAACACAUUUUUUUUAUGUUUUUUGCUAAGGGGCAAACUGCAGUGUUGGUUACACAUGUUGGUUAGUAAUUUUAACCCCGGCCAAACCCAGUUUUUGUGGUCUUGGAGUAAUGUCCAGACUACUACACCUUUUGCUGUUUAUUAAGACAAAAUAGGCAGUCAUUUGCGUGAAAGGGUGAGGCAAUAGCGCGCAGAUACAUUCAUUAACGCGAAAAACCGAACAUUUGCACAUAAAUGACAUUCAAUUACGAUUUUUGCAUUUUAAUCAACAUUCACUAACAUUUUGGGACACUCGUAUGUGUCAUUCAGCACACAAAAGAGAAAGAUAUACUUUCAUUAAGGCCAACAUCCAAGUCAUUUACACCAUCUUGAAAGUCUAUAGGGACAUAAGACAACCAUUAAAGUGCAAACACUACUCAUUAACAUUUUUAUUUCACUGUUUGCAAUUCAAUAGCAUUCCUGGACGGCGUUAUGACGGUUAAGACAAACAUUAAUGCGCUUGAACAAUCAAUUGAGCAAUUGAACAAUUAAUUCAAUCGAUUUUCAAUUGAAAAAUAGAAAUUCCAAAAAAAUUGGCCAGAAUUUUUACGCUACCUGGUUUAAAGAACCACGACGUACUGUGCCCCUCUGUGUUUGGCCUAGACUGCGGCUAUACAUUUACGAUUUGGACGGCCAGAAGUCAUGAUAGGGAGCGACAGGGAGAGAGGGCGUACCGCCAAGGACGAAACUUGACUAUGACCAUGGCAAUACAUGUACAUGUAUCACCUAUCAAUGUUUUCCUCAGCAGCUGGUGGUGUAAUGAAUGCUGUUUCGGUUAUUCGGUAACUUCCCGGCAUGAGCGAGGACAAAUAUGGAUCCCCACGGGUGGGUGAUCUUUGGGUAUGACAGUGCUGCCCCACCCAGAUCUGGCCAUUCCCGCCUCAUACGUACACAGUAUAUGCUCCCCCCUCUCGACAAUGUGGAAUAGGCACAUAUUACAUGUAAGCCGUCUGAAAGCGACAAUGAAGGCCGACAUAUCGCGUCCGGAAAUUCAAAGAUGUAUGGAUAACAGGAAUGAGACAAAAGCCCUAAAAAUCCCAAUAGGGGAGUUUCGCACACAACAACUGCUUGAAGCACUGCGCAGAAACAUAGACACUGUGACCGCAGCUAAAUGUGCUAAUGGUUACCACUUCGUGCAAACUUACCUGCCAAGAUGCAAAAUGUUUAAAUAGAGAGUUUAUUGAGGGAUAUAAUUGACUAAAAUCCAGGCCAAAUUUGUUUGAAUUUAUAUUAUUUUUUUGAAAAUCGAUUUUUGUGCAUUAAAUGUAAGGAACACGCAAUUAACCAUCGUAAGGCCGUCCAGGAAUGCUAUUGAAUUGCAAACAGUGUCAUAAAAAAUAGUUAAUGAAUAGUGUUUGCACUUUAAUGUUUGUCUUAUGUCCCUACUGACUUUUAAGAUGGUGUUAAUGACUUUGAUGUUGGCGUUAACGAAAGUAUAUCUUUCUCUUUUGUAUGCCGAAUGACGCAUAUGAAUGCCCAAAAGUGUUAUUGAAUGUUGAUUAAAAUGCAAAAAUCGUAAUUGAAUCUGAUUUAUGCGCAAAUGUUCGUUUUUUCGCGUCCAUGAAUGUAUCUUAACGCUAUUGGUCGCCGUUUCAUGCAAACGAAUGCGUAUUUUCUCGUAAUGAACAGCAAAAGGUGUACUGCUUAGGUCAUCACUCACUCUUUCAAUCAAUACAUUGACCGUGAGCAUAGAACAUCUCAGUGUCACAUGUACUUUUAAAAACUUUAGCUACAAUCAUUGUCAAAAGUGUUGGGUAGGCUACUUUUUUUACGUCUUUUUUUCUUUCCUUCUCCCGCCCCUGGCCCAAUGUUGAGGAAAACGUUAAUGUUUGUGCACGUAAUUGUUCUGUUAUAUCCCAACAUUGAAUAGAGGGUCGGGGAUAUUUAGGAAAAGAGAAACUCUCAUUUUUUGAGGAUUAAAAUGGACUACUGUUAAAUUGUUCAACCUUCCCAACUACGUUUGUCUGGGAGUGUAGUUGCCUUUGUCAGCACAUCUAGCAAUCUGUUAUUACUUGGGCAGAGCGCCAAUUAAAGGAUUUGCGACGCCCAGGGAUGUCCCAAAGUUGCUGCCUUAUGUCCCGAAGUGAGAGCGGAAUUAGUUUGGAUAUCUCGAGAUCACUUUGAGUUGUCUGAUUUAUUCUUUGUUCGAGGAAGAAACAAUAAUUAUUUUUGGCUUGUCCUGGGUUUGAACCGGCUCACCUGUGACCCGUCAGAUCAGUGAGACUCUAAGUUGAGGGAUUAGCUGAAUGCGCGACUGCGACCCAAGGUAGAGAAAAAUGGAUAUAAAAUUAUACACUAGCUUCGGGUCAAGUUAGUGGCUUUUCGGCAUGUUUCUGCUACAAUAAAUCUUUUAAUUUAUUCGAGGAAUAAUAAGUUACUUGUUUUGGCUUACCCGGGGUUUGAACCGAUUCACCUGCCACCCGUCAGAUCAAAGGGUAUCUAGAAAACGCAUGUCCUCGAAAACACAGACCGUAGACCGUAGACCUCAAAAAACGCAGACCUCGAAAAUGCAGACCACGAAAACGAAGACCUCGAAAACGGCAGAACUACAAGUCUUAUUUAAGAUUUAGACACAUUUGGUGAAAACAACCAACUUUGCUUUUUUUUUCUGUUUGAUGUUUAACUAUAUUGGGUUUGAGUUCGGUGCGAAUAUGGCUGGACAGGCAACAGUCGAACACACUCGAAAUGGAGAAGUGGCUACCAGUUCAUAACAUUUGUUGGUAGUCGUGUGGGUUCGCAAUUCGUUGAGCCAGUUUACGUUAGGAAUUCCAAGGAAAAGUUCGAGCUAUUUGCAUACUAAACAACGUCAACUAUGGCUCCAAUCUUUUUCACCCAUAUCAACCAACCAAACGUUAACAACAUUGCGGCAUUCACACGUGCCGGACACAAAAAAAUCCUCUCAUACGCGUGAUACAAGGACGCCCAAGUGUACGCUCUGAUAGCGUCUUUUUCUUUUUGAAAUCAUUGUUACCAAACUAAACUCUGUUUGGUCACUGUUCCAAACCUUGAAAUUUUUUUGGUUUCACAAUCGUAUAUCAUUAGCUUCAGUCCUGAUUUAUUAUGGUAACUAUCUAGUAAACUGAAAAUGUGCAUCAAUCUGAUUAAGGGGUGCAUUUGGUCAUUCAUUUCUUAUUACAGAUCAGCCUGAAUUCACUAAACACCCACAGAGUCAGACUCUGGUGCAAGGAUCAAGUGUAACCCUUUCAAGUGAUGCAAAUGGUGUUCCUGAACCAACAUUUACUUGGACCAAAGAUGGAUCUGCUGUAAUUGCCAACAAAAGAAUCAGUUUAUCAGCAGAUAACAAGCAACUGAGUCUAACAAAUAUGAAUAGUACAGAUACUGGAGAAUACAGAUGUGUGGCUACCAACAGUGUGAGGACAGUUUACUCGAAUGCUGCUACGUUAACAUUACAAGGUUAG
Molecule: messenger RNA, 9394 nt
Organism: Porites lobata
Lineage: Eukaryota; Metazoa; Cnidaria; Anthozoa; Scleractinia; Poritidae
Source: the annotation of a GenBank genome assembly